CGCUGAUACGUAUGUAUUAGACUAGAGAUCGACUGAAUACUUGUGUGAUUUAUGUUCGAUAUCAUCACUCGGCUGUCCUGGAAUAGUGUGUCUAAAGGUCCAGAAACAAAGCUAAGAAGAUGAACAUUUCUCCUCGGACAAUCACUGGGGGGUUGCAUCCACUCAACAAAGGGGCGUGUGAUUGGGGAUGGCAAAAUUUGUUUGCAUACGGCUGUCACACUUCAGUGGUUGUUAUAGAAACCAAAGGCAUUCAGAUAAUUCAAACGCUUGAGAAGCACCGUAGUCCGGUGGUUCAAGUUCAGUGGGCCAGAGAGAAUUACCAUCAUACCAUAGAUGCACCUUACACCCUUCGACUAGCAUCAGCUGAUUCCAGUGGACUUAUCAUCAUCUGGGAUGUAUGUGCAGCUACAGAGAGAGCUAGUUUCUCAGACGGCAACAAGCCAGUACAAGAUUUACAAUGGCUCUCUACCCAGGAUGCAUCACACGAUCUGCUUGUGGCGUUACAUCCUCCCUAUAGCAUCGUGCUAUGGAAUGCAGAUACUGGCACUAAAUUAUGGAAGAAGACAUUUACAGAUGUUCUGCAUUGCUUUUCUUUUGAUCCAUUUGAAUCUUCAAACCUUACAUUACUUGGGAACGAUUGCAUUUUGUUCGUCAAUGACUUCAGUGCAGCGAGACCGCCUUCGAGUAAUGGCAAGAAGUUUUACAUCACCACGCCCAGUCCACAGACGACCAAUCAGAUGACAGGAGGUAUGGCAAGUGAUCGUAGAGGGAGCAGCGCGAGCGGAGCGAGAACGGCACUCAAGAGAGUUCGUCUUCUUGUAGGCGACAACAAAGCAAAACAAAGAUCAGUGAAUACCUCAGUGGAUGACCCUGAUAGUCAGGGAGUAAGCGAAUGCCUUCAGUUGUCUUACAUGAGAUCCAGACGCAAUCAUCUACUCCUUUUGUAUGCCAGAGAGAUUUUGGUCCUAGAUCUAGCAAUCUACCAGACUGUAAGUGUAAUUCCAAUGGAAAGAAGUGGCUCGCCGUUCCAGCAAGUCUUUCCGUGUAGGCAACGUGAUGUAUUGAUGUGUUUACAUGACAAUGGGAGUAUAAGUGUGAGAGUCAGAAGGAGACUGGUGACCACAUCUCCGGGAGCACCUACCACACCAUCAGACCAGUAUCACGGGACACCAUCAGGUGGAGAGAUGAUCUUGGAAGGUCAGGAUAUGACUUAUGACUUACGAUGCCAGUCUGACCCUCUACGAGUCACCAAACACAUGCGUACCUUUGGUUUGGCUUGUAGUCCAGUCAGCGAGAGUCACAGCGCCCUCAUGCUGAGCGACGGCCGCAUUCUCUUCUGGUCGCUGAUGACCGUCGAUCACGACGCAUCGUCCACGGGAAACAACCACUCCCAGCUUGUGCUAUCCCCGCUCCAUUCCCCCGGUCAAGCUUUCCCUCUGUCGCUCAACGGGGACUUUGAAUUCUUGCCGCCUCUUCUUGCCUCAAGGCCAACUCAGAUACCUGCCCCAAAGACCUCCAUCGCGGACUUCCUGUGUCCUCCGGACGUAGUUAUCGAUGGGGAUUUCAAACAUGGCCGUCAGGUGUUACUCAAGUUUGUGAUGACUGGUCUCUCGAGUGGGAUAGCCGAUGUUCCAGUAGUGAUCAGGAUGUGUCCGCCUCUGACCACCAAGAAUGUCCACUACUACAAGCCUCUCAUUACCAUAGGUACUUCAACUGGUUUAGUUCAAGUUUACAAUCUUACCACAGGGUCUUUGUACAGAGAAUACAACAUUCACACGACAUCUGUCAGAUGUAUCGAGUGGGUCAGUCUCACAAGUUUCCUGUCAGUGAGCUAUCCAAACCCAUCCAGUAAUGGAAUGGUCCGUAAUGAACUAUUGCUUCUGGACAUGCAGACAGGACGAACCAUACAAAUGAGAGAACACAAAGGAGAUGAACCGCCCAUUGAGGCACUAAAGGUCUCACACCUCAAGCAGUAUCUGAUAGUCUUGUUCAAGGAGAAGCCAUUUGAGAUAUGGGAUUUAAGAACUCUGUGUAUCCUACGAGAGAUGCCCAAGCAUUUCCCUAUCAUUACAGCAUUGGAAUGGUCGCCUUCCCACCAUAAGAAGAAGUCUGCCAAUGUUGAACAUCAAGCCAGCGGCAUGAGUUUAGAUGGAGUUUUGAUGGGGAGUACCAUCAAUCUCGCAGAGAGUAGCAGCGAGAACCGACCAGCAACAACAACAAUCAGAGAACAUUUUGUAUUUGCCGAGAUCAGUGGUGUCCUUCAUCACUUCUGGGUUGAGGGUAGCGUGGUCCACGAGGGCGCCAAACUUCCGUCAGAGAGCAGUCUGACGACAAUCAGCUGUAUUGCUUGGAAGGGCGAGACCCUGGUGAUGGCCGACUCUGAUGGCAACCUUGGGGUGUGGGACCUAAAGGCCAAGAUCUCGAGGAAUUAUCCAACUCAUAAGUCCAACAUCAAGAAGCUUAAAUUUGGUCCUGGAAAAGGGAAUCUGAAGCUGAUGUUUCUCUGGAAUGAUGGUGUGGACAUCUGGGAUUGUAGAGAGAUGCAAGCUCUUAGUUCGCUGAAGGGCGGCAAGGAUGAUCGUAAACCGGUGGACAUGGACUGGGCUGCUUCGGAUAAACCAGUCGUGCUUAGUGUGGAUGGAUGUUUGAGAGUCUACGACGUUCAUCUGAAGACCUCCUGUUGGUCUAUUGCCGAUGCUGAAUUUGUUGAACCAGUAUUCUGCCCUUAUCUGCUGUCCCCCAAGGCAGCCUUAGCCAUGAAAUACACAAUGCAGCAUCAGCCUUGGAACAAGAAUUAUUCUCUUCAACUCACAAGUGAAUAUGAAACCCCUGACGACGAGAACAUCAUCAAGUCUGUGAACGAGCAGCUGAAGAUCAUGCCAAGUGACAUCAGACGUUUCCUCCCAGACUGUCCCCACGGCACGGCUCAGCGCUGCCUGCUGGCUGCAAGACUCUUCGGUGAUGAAGCCGAAGCGGAGUUCUGGAACGUCGCCCUCUAUUAUCUGCGAGUGGAACGUGUCAAGAAGAGUCUUGGAAUGUCUAAAGAUGAUAUCCUCCAGGACGAUCCAUUGACUGAGUUUGGGAUAGAUCCUCCUUAUGAUCCAGCAGCCAACACACAGACGAACGACUCCAUCAAACCAAACCAAGUCACGUUGAGAGAGCUUCCAUUAGACAUGUGUUAUGAUGUGCUCUGUGAUAAUGUCACCUUCAGGAAAUACCAGCUUGAAAGGAUCCUGUUGCAUGAUGGGAAGAGGACAACUUACGAGCAUACAAUGAAAUGUGUAGAGAACUUCAUUCUCUUGGGCCAGACUGACCGAGCUGUGCAGCUGCUCUUGGAGACAGAGCCAGAUAAUGAGAGUUACCUUUUGGAUCUGAUGAGGGCGUGUCUUUGUGCCACCGCUCAGGAAUCAGGGUCAUCGCAAAGCACCAUCAAACUGGUCGCUACCAGCCUCAUAGCUAAUGGAAAACUUGCUGAGGGUGUACAGUUACUGUGCUUAAUCAACAAAGGUAUUGAUGCUUGCAGAUAUCUCCAGACAUAUAACCAGUGGUACCAAGCUAUGUGGUUAGCCAAGGUACGUCUAAGUGACUCUGAGUGUAAUGAGGUCAUGAGAAGGUGGGUUGAGAACCUGUGCAGUCCCAAUGUAAAUCAGAAGAGUAUAGCCUUACUUGGUGUCCUUGCCAUGGGGAAUUUCACAAAGGUCCUUCAAAUGCUACUCAGUUUGCAUUACUAUGACCGUGCAGCCAUGUUUGCCGAGGCGUGUAUAGAGUUUUCAGUACUUCCUGAGGAUGAUGAUACCAAGUCUCUGUUGGAGCGGGUGUUCCUGGAGUAUGCCCGCUAUCUCCUUGCGCUGGGGAACAAGAAAGCCUACGGUCACUACUGCAACAAGGCUGCGGAGAAAGCCGAGAAGGUCAUGCAGGAUAUGGAAUGGAUGGAAUAAAGUCUCUAUAUCUCUAGUCCACCUGCCAUCAUCUAUCGUCCAUAAUUGAAUCCAUAAAAUACUGCAAUGUUGCGAGCGUAAUACAGCUACAUGAAUCAUUACAUAUUGUACAUAAAUCAUACAUAUGGUGCACAAAUUAUUCAUAUUGUUCAUAAAUUUCACUUAACAAUUCAUGUUGCUUUGUAAGAAAGCAUACUAAGUUAUGAAAGUGACAAUGAUAUGCCAUUCUUGUACAACACAUACACAUAAUGAUCUGUCAUCACCUUUCCGUAAUUUGAUUCAUUAAAUACUGUGACAUGUUCACUUUUGUCUCUCCCUCCUUAUUUUUGUGACCCAUUCGACAGGACUUUAAUAUAUCAAUUGUCAUGCACUCACGCUGUCUCUCUGUUAACUCUAGAUCUCUUAAAAUGUAGCCACAUACACAAAUUAAAAUGGAGACCAUUUACUUAGGACACAUCAAACUUUAUUUCUGGGUAACUUACCCUCAAAAUAUAGAUGUUCGGGAGCACAUAACAUGUAGGUCCUCACGCUAGGCCUUGCAAAUCGCGACGGACUACCAUCAUGAAUAGUCCGACGGACAUACGCCCCGUGCGCUGCACCCGUCUCUACUUGCAUGCAUGUUCACAUGAAAUGACUGAAUUUCGUUACAAUACUAUACAUAAAAUCAUGAUAGCUCCCUCAAUGUGAUAAGAUCUGAGUUUUUGUAAGAAAUGCACUCUCUGAUGUGCUUUGGCAGAGAUCACCGAACACUGUUUGCUCCAGGUAAGUUUAUCAUAAAUAAAAGUUCGAGAAAAGUAUCGAUAGUCCGAAACCUGUUCUAUUUCAGUACCUCUAUACUUAAUAGCUCUAUGUGAUAGGGAUUGGAUCCCCUAAAUUCUAACACAAUUUCCUUAGUCUUUGAGGAAUUUAGGAACAGGAAAUUGUUGUCACACCAUUCUUGAAACCUACAAAUAUUCUUUUGGCGAUGAGCUGUCUCGUCUUCAUUUUUAGGCCCAUAAUAAUCAUAUCAUCAGCAGAAUCACGGACAACUCGGACCACGGAACAACUGGAGUGCGGGCCGAGUUGACCCUCCAAUUUUCGUGAUUUUUUUUCUCACAAGUUUGUGUCUAUUUUUUCGUCAUUUCAAAAUUUCUUGGAACGAUUUUCUAGAGAUAUGGUCUGAUGGUAAUGUUCUUCACUUUUUAUUACUUUUUUUUGCUGAAAUGUAAAAAAAGUGGAAUUUUAGGCAUUUUUCCUACAGCUCGCGAUUCCCAUAGGCGCUUGUAUUAGCUGUUUUGGUGCUCGACUCGACCCCGCUCAUCAACUGCCUUGAUUUUGUGAUAAUUUCUCUUCAAGUUACCACCUUUAUCACAGAAGAUGGACUUUCUUGUAUUCCAUUAACUCCAUUUUUUCAUUAAAAAAAAAAAAAUUUGGUGUAUAUGCACAAUUUUGUUUAAAUUUUUUUUCUUUUUUUAACCUUGAUUUUAAAGACCUCAAGAUUGUUUGCUGCUACUCCUGUCCUUUACCUUAAAAUACUAAUAGGCUAAGCUGGUGCAUGGCCAUAGCUAUGUGCACAGACAGUCAAAAGGUCUUGUGUGGUCCUCUCCCCAUCUCGGUGCUCCUCCCAGGCUCUGAAAACACGGGCUUGCAUUGUCCUGGUCUGUCUUCUCUGAUGACGGGUUAGAAGACGCCUGUCCACCAUGCGCACUGUUAGAUCUACGAGCUGUGACUCCUUGAAGAGCAAUGACGACAACUGAUACACACCCAUACUCUUCCCUCCCGCUCUUCUGUUGAGUCUGUGGUUGUAACCUUCAGCGUCGUUGUUGGUCCUGAUAGCCUUUCCAUACGUUGACCAGACUCGCACUGGCCAGGUUGGGUUCGUUAUCCACGUUGACUCUAGGUAGUCAAAGAGCUGGAAAGAUAAAAAAGAAAAUGAAUUAUUGUCAAUAUUAUUAAUAUAAUUGUGUAUUUCUUCUUAUAGUUACAAUGAUUUGCCAUGCAUGUCUUCUAGUAGCUACUAAAUCCAAUCAAACCUUUUCAAAUUUAAUGUCAUCUUCAAUUAAGAAGCGAAUGCAUUUCUAUAUAAUAAAGUCAAGUGAAACUUGAUUCAUUCUUCAAACAUAUAAUUUCAAAUGUUACACCUUCUACCUAACCUAAAAACUUGUUGUUUCGCCCAUUAUCACGAAGAAACAGUAAUGAAAAUAUAAACAAAAAGCAGAUAUUUUUUGUUCAACUCAAUAGCAAUUCUUCUUAAACUUUGAAUAAAAAAAAAACAGGUCAUGAAGUUUGAUAUGCCUGUAUGUAUUCUCAAAAUAUGAUUCAUGGUACCUUACAAUAUUUUCAUCUUAAAGAAGUUGGAAUACAUUUAGUUGUGAUUUAUUACCUCAUCGAUCAAGGGACUGUCGCUCUGAAGCCGAAGUCGUCGGAACUCGGGGACCACUUCUACUGGCAGGAAUGGUAAUGCCAUUAGCUGUUGUAGAAGAAGCCUCUUCUCCUCAUCCCUCGUGUACAUUGGUGCUAGGCCAAGGGCUUGGAUCUUCCGGUAGACGGACUGCUUCCAGUGGAAAUUACUAGACUAGACGUGCCUGUAACAAAACAAAGGUAAGAAUACAUCCAGAUUAAUAAAAAAAUUUGAAUAAUUUGGAAAUAUGUCACUUUAUUUUAACUUUGUUUUUAGUCAUAAAAAUCAUACUGAACAGUUGAUCUUAUAUGUAUUAUAAUGACCUGACAAGAAUUUAUUUCAUUUCAUUUUUCAUUUAUUUUAUUUCAACAUGUUAAACGAACUUUAGCCAAUGGCUGUUCUUCUGCACGUUCGUGCGUACAUAUUAAAAUCACAUUACAUGUAUAUACAAUUAAGAUACAUAAUAUGAAAUAAAUAUACAAUUGAAAUAUCAUCAAUAUUACAAAGAAAAACAAACAGAACAUGCUUUGGUACACGUACAGCCCUUUCAUAAAUAGUUGUAAUUGAAAGAGGAAUUGUUUGGUUAUAGGUGACAAGGAAUUAGAAUAAGUAUACCAUAUUUAGAAUUGCGAUGAAUGUCAUUGAUCAUUACGAAUUCAUUUUCAAAACUUUUACAAUCUGUUUUAUACGUUUUUAAUGUGACGUCCACCCUCAAAACCAAGAAAUGAUAUUCAAGAAAAUAAAUCUGGGAAAACAAGGAAUGGAAAGGGGCACAAUGAAUUAAAUCAUUUUAUUGUAAAUCCUGUAAAAAAAUAAUUAAUCUAAUAAAAAUUAAGCACCCAAAGCCUCAGCCCGGCAUGCCCACACAGCUACACUGCGAAUAUUUUUCACAUUUCAGGGGCAGGAGUGAUAUCGCCCCGAGCCCCCACCCACGUAAAAGUAUUUUUUCUGUGACUCCAACAUCCACACCUCAGUCACACACACAGAGUCAAAGAAAUUGAAGCAUAUUAAUUAUUACAACUUAAAACUAAACUCUUCACCAGGGAAAAUCAAUAUUAAAAAAAAAUUAUAAUAUAUAUAUGCAUUUACUAAAAAUGGCAGAGCCUACAUACACUGCCAAGCUUCAAUCUCUAACCCACUCUCUCACUCAGCCAAGCUCAGCUCUUUGACUGUGCACGCCCACCUCCAUUGGGGAUUCGGGCUGAAUCCCACCCCGCCAGUUUCGGUGGCCGAGCUAAGUAGAAUUGCGGACCGGACCACUCAUCGGUUGUUCGCUACUUACGACCAAAGAGAACAGGUGAAAAGCUUUUACAAAAUCGUGUAUAUACAUCAAAUUCUAUUCUUGUGAUUAAAAAAUGGAGUUAAUGGAAUACAAGAAAGUCCAUCUUCUGCGAUAAAAGUGGUAACUUGAAGAGAAAUGAUCACAACAUCAGUCAGUUGUUGAGCGGGGCCGAGUCGAGCACCAACACAGCUAAUACACGCGCCUAUGGGAAUCGCGAGUGGUAGGAGAAAACGCCUAAAAUUCCACUUUUUUUAAUAUUUCAGCGAAAACAAAGUAAUAGAAAGUAAAGAUCAUUACCAUCAGACCAUAUCUCUAGAAAAUCGUUUCAAGAAAUUUUGAAAUGACGAAAAAAUAGACACAAACUUGUGAAAAAAAAUCACGAAACAGGAGGGACAACUGAUGGGUCAGAUGUGGUUCAGGAUACCAAGAGACAGUUAUUUUUUUCAGUGCCAGGUUGGGUAUCAUCUAGUAAUAGUUUCACAUUAACAACAGUCUUUAUUCCCUUUACAAGGUAUGCGUAGCGCCAUUAUUAAGAAAGUACCACAAAGAUGGACAACCAGUCACAAUGGAAUAAUGUUUAAGUAUUUAUUGAACCAUACGAACGCAACACAAGCUGCCGGCCGGAAGGGGCGAAUACCCUGAUUAACGAUAACAGCAAACUGUAAAACCUAGGCCGCAAGUGGGCGGCAUACAACAUAACGCCAUGGCAUAGGUUUCCUUGUAAAAUCCAAAUGAUAUUCGUUCAUCUUGUUGAUCAGCAGAUAACUUGGUAGAUGUGGAUAGCUUGAAAAACUGUGUAAUUCCCUUGCUUGGAACAGACUUGGGUGUACGAAGUUUGUGUUGCUCACUACUUAUGUGUCGUCGAACAUUUGCGAGGUAACGGUUAGCAUUCAGUGAUAUUGAGUCCUUACAAUGCACACAGAAGGCAUCACUUCCCGGACAAACGUGUGGGGAUUUCCUUUGUGUCAGUGACUGUGAAACUGAACUUCUGGGGUAGUUUGAGAAUCGGUGGUGAUAUUCACUUGGUGGGCUGCACUGUUAAGGUGACGUCUAAUAGGUUUACCCUUCCCAAUUUCAAUCUUGGUCUGGCAGUGCAGACAUCUGAUUUUGGUACUUCUAUGUUCUAUCACAAGCACAGCGUCUGUAGUGGUCUUGCGGAGUUUCGUCUUUAGUGAUUCUUUGAUCUGUACUUCAUAUGUGCUGGGUUUUGUCAUGUCCUCUUCAGAGGAAAGAUCCUGGAAUUCUGGGAAUUCAUCCAGCUUUGUGUUUUCACACUGCACUCCUGGGCCCCGUCUUACAAAGAGUCACGAUUGAUCCGAUCAAUCUCAAGUAUAUGGAAAUCCAUCCAUGGCAUAAUUUUUUUUCUGUAGAAAAUUUGCUCCAUGUCCUUUGAAAACAAACAGAAGCAUACUGAAUUGUCAAGAAAAACAGUAAAUUAAUGAACAUACGUCAUUUCGAGAAAAUAUUUUGAACAAGCAUAUCUUUUAGAUGUUGAUGUUGCUGGCUUUCCAUAGUUGCGAUUGAUUGGAUCGAUCACCACUAUUUGUAAGACGGGCCCCUGAUAUCGUAUGUUCCUGUUCAGCUGUGGCUCUUUUGUCCUGACUGUGUUCGCCUGCUUUUCUUUCACAUCUUUGCUCUAGCUCAUCGCCCUUACUCAUGUCUUCAACCUGCUUUCCACUAGGUUCACUUUCAUAAUCAGCUUCUUGUUCGGAUUUUUUUUGUGUGUUCCCGUUCAUGUGCUUCCCCUUCCUGCUUUCCAUGGUCUACUCUAACUCGCUCUGGGGCUGAUUUUUGGUCAUCGACUUGAAAUCGUUUAGUGUGUGACAUUGUCGGAUGGCCGCAGUAAUCACAGAGUAUGUGUUGUUCAGAAACUACUUCAUAUCCGUCACAGUCGCACUUUUCACAUCUACCGCGCUCAAUCCCACGCUUGUCUUUUCCCAUUCUGAAAUAAGAAACAAAAUAAAACAUUAUUUGGUCACUUCAUUACAUAUUAAGAGUUACAAGUAACAAAAUUAAUAUCUUUGGAUAAAAGAAAGUUAAAAAUGCUUUGAAAUGGAAAAUAUGCACUUAUCAUUGAAUUAAAUACAAUGAAAAUCUAUGUUUAUACUGAUUGAAUUGUGCCAUAAAUGAGAACGGCAUUAAGUGAAACAUAUACACAGCUCAUUACUUCACUCCCCUGUCACAUGUAAAAGCAACAAUCAAUCGACUUCUAUAUGAGUGUCAUUUACCCCAAAUCAUUAAAUCAAUCAACUAUAUACCGGUACAAGGUAUUGUAUGGACACAAUUAACACAUAAUGAACUGUGACAUGUCUAACAGACUAAAAAUUUGUACUGGACAUGUAUUUCAGUCCCAUGCACCUAUACUUCAAAGAGUAUUAUGAUCCAUUUAAUAUAUUUCUAAUAAUCACACUGAAAUUAAUUCACUAUACAAUGAGCUGUAAUAUUUCACCUUAGACCAACAGACUCUGAAUUGUUUUUCAAUUCAUGUAUUUAUAUGAACAAACAAAAUAUAUCAAAAUUCGUCCAAAAAUUUCAAAUUUAUUAUUCAGAGACCAAUUCAAAUGAGCUGGGACCUUUGAUUUCCAAAUUUAAGGUAUUUUUUUUCUAAUGUCAUCCACCAACACACCAAAAAUCUAUAAGUAUCUUAUUAAUUUAACACAUGAAAACCAAUUUAGGAUGGGCAUAAAAGCGGCACGUCCCCGUACCACCAAUAUACGCGAGUGCCCCCCCCCCCACCCCCACUAUCUCCCGUUUGGAAAGAUAGUGCAUCUUUGAUAUCUUUGAAGUUAGCCUUUGUCACGAUUUAACUUUGAAAGUGGAUUUUUCAUCCUAAAUAAAUUCAGGUUAAACUUAAGUUCAAAGACAAUUGUGAUUAUGACUUAUUAAAAAUCUAAAUACCGGGUUGCUUGACCACCCACAUUUCAUAAAUGACCCAAGAACUAGAGAACAGCCAUCAAAUAAAGUU
Messenger RNA from Lytechinus pictus (painted urchin), 10565 nucleotides. Its product is annotated as WD repeat-containing protein 11-like. Gene Ontology annotation, cellular component: cytoplasm. The record is from RefSeq and is a predicted model, not a curated record. Gene Ontology annotation, molecular function: protein binding. Bases 120 to 3938 code for a protein of 1272 amino acids. The transcript has 24 exons. Lineage: Eukaryota; Metazoa; Echinodermata; Echinoidea; Temnopleuroida; Toxopneustidae.